CAGUAUGAAUUAGUGAAAGUUUUCAGAAGAACUAUGAAUAGCUUCCAAGUCAUUCUGUAGUAAUUGGUACCAAGAUCAGUAUAGUGGCCAAGACAUCUCAUAUUCAAAAUGAAGAACAUUUGUUAUUUAUCUGUAAUUCUUCUUGCUGCUUCAAUAAAAUUAUCUGAGGCUCAGUAUGAUGACAAGCGGUGUAUCUGCGUCUGCCCUGAACCCUCUGUUGUGAAUGGCACUAAAAGCAACCGCAUGAUAUACAAGAUGCCAGUGGCACCCAGCAAAUGUGACUGUGACAAUGUGGUGCUACCAAACUUGCAUGAGGACAUCAAGGGCCGCGAGAAGGAGUUCUGUCCUCGGUGUGAGUGCAAGUAUGAAAGCCGCAACACCACAACCAUCAAGGUGGUUGUGAUAUUGGUGACGUGGGUCAUCUCUCUGCUGGUGGUCUACAUGGGCUUUUUGUUGUGUCUUGACCCGCUGCUGAACAAGAGGCGAGGUCUCCAUGCUGCUCACGCAAAAUAUCAGCACCAAACUAAUGAGGAGGAACUACCGACUGAAGCAGAAGCCAGCACGGCAGGACCUCCUCACCCACUACGAGUGCGCCCUCACAACGUGUUGGGGCGCGUUGGCCACCAGCAGGACAAGUGGAAGCGUCAGGUGCAGGAGCAGCGACGCAAUAUCUACGACCGACACAACAUGCUCAACUGAACUCUGCACUCCUGACUCAUGCUUUCCUUGCUUCGACGCUAAAAGUUAGCGCAGCUCAAGGUAGUGCUCGCUCUAUGUGCCAGCAUGUUGCAGUUCCGCAGUUCUUUUGCGAGCUUGUGAAAGUAUUUAGCAAUUAAUCAUCUAUUACUCACUUAAUUAGUAUGAAAUGAAACCAAUUUUAGUUUAGAUAUCCGUACAAUUAGGAAACUUUCUUAAACAGAUGAAGAAAGUAUAAAUUUACAACUAUUCAACCAGUAUAUUUAUUGAAAUUUUAACAUACUCUCUCGCCAGUCAUCUGUCGUUAAAAUAGUUUAUUCAAGAUCGUUUCAAGCGAACCCAACUAAUCAACGUUGUUCACGCGCCAUUUUGCCUGGAGGGCUAAGAGUUUCAAUGGUGCAGCCUUCUAAUGCCGCAUAAUAACGUAAACAAGACUUGUUUAUGAAGGUGCGAUGAAAUUACACGAUGAAUAAAGCGAGCUCCCCUCGUGAGACUAAUUUACUGGAAGAUAUUUCGUUGUUGUUCAAGGUUCCUCUGUAAUGGAAGCCUCGGAGAACGUUAAGGAAAGUCAGUAUCAAAUAAAAGUAAUCACGAUUUAAAUUCCUGAUGAGAUUUCCAUUACAUAUGCCUUGUUUCCAAAUUAUUUUUUCACUCAAGUUCCCUUCUUUUAACAAACGAUGAAAGAUUAUUGUAGUACUUACUAGGUACCUUUUGUCAUAAUUAUAAUACUAACCCUCUGUUGGUGUAGGUGUAGGGCUUAUUCCCUCGAUGUCAGGGACCAGGAGACUACUUAACUCAGUUCAAUUGAUAUAACGAUUUCUUACAAGCUCAUCGUGCAUUUGGGUUUCACGCAUUCCACAAUCGUGUAAAACACUUUAUAAUGUUUUUGCGUCGAUGGUAGAUUCUGCUGUGCGCAAAUGAGUAAUCAGUUCAUUAAUGCCACAUUCAGCUAAUUAUACUUUUGGGCUGAAUGAAUAGGCAUCGAAUUAGAUCGAUUAGAUUAACGCUUUCAUUCAUGGUAUUUAGUAAUGGGUAUACUGAAGGCUAGAUGAAUUAGCUUUUUCUUCUACUUUAUAACUUUUAUUGCCACAUAUAAAUCUUACAUUGUUUGAAAAUAUUGAUUGAGCUCCUGCGUUUGAAAUAUGACAUCUACAUUUUUUGGGCGCGGAUGUGAUAUUGAUUUAUAUCGUUUAGCACCAAUUAUUUCUGGACAUUCUGGCAUCAAAUAACUUGUGGCUUUCGAAGAAUAUUAUACUCCACAUUCUCUGAUUUCAAGGACGACUUUCAUGUAGUGAUACAUCUAUUUCGACGAAUUUUCUGGCUGAAAAAUUUGUUUCAGAAGUAUUUAAAGUAGAAAUACUGAUUUCAAAGAUGUCAGUAGCUCUAUUUUCAGCCUAAUCUUCAUCUGCAAUAAGACGCCAAAAACUGUCUGCCCCAUUCACUCAUCUCUCGACAUGUUAAAUGGUUCAACUAUAUAUUUAUGUUCAAUAUCUAUCUUAUUGUUAUAUUACCGUUGUAUUAACUCUUUCCUUUAUUUAUUAAGACUAAGAAGACUUUCAUAUUAGUUCAUAUAUUUAACGUUCUGCAUAUUGAUAGAACGUUCUCGUUUGUUUUGCUGUGUUAUUGAGUACUUUAUUUGUGUUGAAACUAGGGUACCGGCAACUGGAAGUUCAUAUUCAUGAAGAAUUCUUAGAAGUGAUGGAUAAAUUCGGUUUCCUGCCAUUUGAAUCUAUUGAAUAUUUAUUAUUAUUAGUUAGCGAACGAUAGAUUUUGAAACGUGAUAUGGGAUGGGUUGAUUUUGUUGUGCGCGAGGCACGUUUAAAUUUAUGAGCAUCCCGUAUUCCAAACUCGUUGAAAUAACACGACGUAGCUGGCAUGUUUUGUUCUAAAUUGCAAAGAAUUUAUGUUAGCGGAUUUAGUAAUGUUAAGUUGGAAAACGGUAAAAAAAGUUGAACAACAAACUAAUGAAGAAUUUAGGCAACCUUGCUGUUUGAAUAACUAAUAUUUUUACUUUCCGUGAAUGAAAAAUGUUACGCCUGUUCAGUCAUCGAAUGAAAAAGUUUGGCAAUGUCGGCAUAUCUAUAGUAGUUCGAUUGCUCCCUUGUACAAUAAAUAGGUACGACCAGUCAGCGUGAGAAACUAGGAGCGCUAUUCUAAAUUAAAGGUCAUUAUUUCAAAGUUGAAUAGUUGAGAAAUUAAGUCGUGAAAAUGCUCAUGUGAAUCUGAAUCGUCAUCAAUGGGUGCCGAUUCUUGUGAACUCGGUGUUGUUGAUGUUUGGAUCAGGCUCAAUGUUUCAUUUAUAACUUUCCGAGUUUCGCAUUUUCAGGGUUAUUUUAUUUUUGCACGUUUUCUAUUUGUGUUAUUUUUAUUCCUUUUCCCUCUCCCCGGAUUGAAGUUGAUGUAUGAAUACCUGUAACCAUUAUUUAAGUUAACCUUCAACAAUAUUGACGGGCUCUAUCCAUUUAUGCGAAAUUACCUCUGCGUGCGAAUUAUUAUUUGCAUUGAUUUUCAACACUAAUAUAAUACUUCAUCACAA
Hyalella azteca is the source of this 3232-nucleotide messenger RNA. RefSeq lists its product as uncharacterized. The transcript is spliced from 5 exons. The record is from RefSeq and is a predicted model, not a curated record. Gene Ontology annotation, cellular component: lysosomal membrane. Bases 109 to 699 code for a protein of 196 amino acids. Lineage: Eukaryota; Metazoa; Arthropoda; Malacostraca; Amphipoda; Hyalellidae.